Molecule: messenger RNA, 4008 nt
Organism: Enterobius vermicularis (human pinworm)
Lineage: Eukaryota; Metazoa; Nematoda; Chromadorea; Rhabditida; Oxyuridae
Source: the annotation of a GenBank genome assembly
AUGAUCGGGUUUGAAGGUUCAAGUAGGAAUCUCCGUUCUGCUGAAGUAGUUGAAAAAAAUUUAGAAGAUACUGAAAGCAGGGUUGAUUCGAGUAAAUCCAUGAGGACAUCCACCAGUGAAGCUCUAACGGCAAAGGAGGUCAGUUUUUUGACGCAACUUACGGAGAUCGAAGGUUCCCUUCACGGAAAAUUGUCGAGUAACGAUCAAGAACACUUGACUGAUACAAAUAUAUCUCGAGGACAUUUUAAGUUAGAGCAGAGCAGAAUAAGCGAAGAAAACAAAAGCGCCGAAGAAAGUUCUGAUAUACUAAACUUCUCUGGCGGAGAAGACAAGAGGAAAAAACGGAAGUUACUACAAUCUCCAGAGCAUCAAAGCGAAACUAGCGAAAUGCAACAGAAAAUUCACGGCUGUGAAGGAAACGACGAAAUAAACGGAACUAAAUUGCAACCACACAAGGAGGAGGAACGGGGCCGAAGACGAAAGAAAUCUGAUGAACGACCAACAUUUGACCGUGAAGCCGCAGAUCCCGUGCAAACUUCUUCUGUUCCCAAGGAACACCAAACGACCUACGAUGUUGUAGAUCAAUGUGUCAAAAAAUCUGCUGAUUCACACAGUGAUUUGCGGUUGGGGGCUACGCAAGAUUCUGAAUCUGCUAUAACUCUCGUUCACCCAGAAGGGCAGGAUUCUUCUGCUGUUUUCAAAAUCCAUCCCGAAACUGAGGUGGAACAAAAUUUUAAGGAGAAUAGUGACGGUUCUCAAGUAGUGGAUAGUAGUAGCAGCACAGCUUGUCAAGAGAAUUUGCAGGGGAAGGAGAGACGAAGACUAAGUAACGAAAACGUCGCUGGUAAUGAAUUGCAGGAGUUGUUGCAGCCACAGGCUGCAGACGAAUUACUAUUUAAUUCAUGCCCCUUUCAAUCAGGUGCACUUGCUUCAUCUCAAGCUUCCAAGCAACAUUCUAAAAAGCGAGGGGGAAGAGCGGUCCAGAAAAGUGAAGUUCUGCAGCGAGAAAAAACUGACGAAACUGCUCCAGAAGGAAAUCAGCUGUCACAAGAUAGUGAAAAGCUUCAGGCGAAAACUAAAGGAAAUAUUCAGUUACAGGAGAUAGUACGACCGGAACCUGAUGGCAAUUCAGCGGUCUCCUCUGGUGCUGAUGAACAGCUUUCGGCUGCUUCUGAGGAACAUUCAGGAAUCGAACUGGAAAGAGAGACGGACACUGCAGAUUCAGCAGAAAAAAGGGCUUUCAAACAGAAUGAAGAGACAGAAAGUGCGGUAGUUAUUGGGGCGCAGGAGGUGCCUGAUAAUGACUUAGCAUUCACUUCUGUCUCUUCUGAAGCUGAUCAACACAGUUUAGCUAGUGCUGUUGUGGAACAUUCAACAUCUGAGGUGAUAAUAGAAACGGAUGCAGGCACAGAAAAGGAAAAGGUUUUAGAAGAAAGGGAAGUGCAAGGAUCUGCAUUAAGUACAGAAGCGCAAAAGGAAUCUGCUGACAAUUCAACAUUCAAUUUUAUUUCCGUUAAGGAUAAUGAACAGGAUUGGACUGGUGUUGAUGAUGAGAAUUCUGGAACUGUGGUGAAAGGAGAAACUGGCACUGCAGGUACAGAAGGAAACGGCGUGCAAAAAACUGCAGAAAGUACAGACGCACAGAAAAGACUCAUUGAUGACUCAUCAUUUGAUUUCAUCUCUUCUGACGCUGAUCAGCAGGAUCCGGCUAGUGCUACUGAGGAACCUUUAACAAAAGAAAUGAUAAGGGAAACAGGUAGUGCAGGCGCAGAAGAGAAACAAGUUUUAGAAGCAAGUGAGGUGCGAGGAACUGCAGAAAGUACAGAGGCACAGAAGGAACCUACUGACGACUCAGCAGCCAGUUUUGGCUCCCCUUUCGUAGGGGGAUUCGAUUUGACUGAUGCUGAUAAGGAAUAUGCAAGAACCAAAGUGAAAGGAGAGAUGGCUACUGUAGACACAGAAAAAAAAGAAGUGUCGGAAGAAAGUGAGUCGCCGGAAAUUGCAAAAAGUACAGAAACGCAGAAGGAACUUGUUAAUAAGUCAGCAUCCAAUUUCAUGACCCGCAACAUUAGUGAACAGGAUUCGAUUGGUGUUGCUGAGGAAAAUCCUGGGACUGUGGUGGAGGAAGAAACGGGCACUGCAGGUAGAGAAGAAAACGAAGUGCAUGAAACUGCAGAAAGUAUAGAAGCAUGGAACGAACCUACUGAUGACACAGCAUCCAGUUUUAGUCCCGGUGACGGAGAGGCACUUGGUUCGGCUAUUGCUGGUGUGAAGUAUAUAGAAAUGGGGGCUGUACAGAAAGAGCAAAUGCCUGAAAGUGUUUUGGGAAUUGAAGAGGAGGGAUGCGCUAAUAAGCUGCAGGAAGAACAAGUUAAAAAAAAACUUGAAGAACACAGGGAGGAAGGUUUAGAUGUUGUAAAUGAUCCUCUUGAGACUGUUAGUAAAAGUAAACUUGGGAAUGGCCCAAAUCAGUUUUGCGACGGCGACACGACUGUUUUUACUGGGGAUUAUUCAGUUGCUAAAAUGAUGGACGGCGUUUGUGAUAAUGAUGAACGUUCCGGAAACAAAGGACAGAGGAUUGACACGAGUCUAACACAGGAAGAGGUUGAAAAGGAAAGCAUUGGACCACAUAUGGAAAGUAUAGGCAUUACAGAAUUGCAACAUUCGCAAGCAGAAGCUGAUGGCGACUCGUCAUCCGGUUCAAUUUCUGUUCGACAGGGAGAACAAUCUUUGGUUGGUCAUAAUGAAGUACAGGAGGAUGAUAUAUUUCGGCGAAGAGAAGAACAGAUCGGUGCUGGUGACAUUCAAGAAGAAAAUAUUACAAAGCAGGUUGAAACAUCACAGAAAGAGGUACAUGAAGUUACAGCUCAAAAGAGAGAGUCUAAACUUGAAGACAAGGAAUCUGGACUUGAUAUGAGCCCAUCGAGAUUUGGAGCAGCAGUGGACGAAGAGCAAACCGGACAGUUUCAAAAUGUGCAGAGCGGUGUUAUGGAGGCAUCGAGUAUUACAGAAGAAAAUAAAUUUUUGGCAGAGGCAGCAAGCAGUUUUGCCCCAGUGACUAAAAAACUAGCUGAUGGCGAUGUGCAAAGUCCAUUAACGCCUAUGGAAGCUGCGGUCGAAUCUGAAGACAUCCAUGAGAAUGAGGCAAAGAUUUCAAAAACAAAGAAUAAUGAGCCCGAAUCAAAUGGAAGGGGACGCACCGCAGAACAGAACAGGAAUGAGGACGUUCGUGAAUCGCAUGGGAAACAGCAUGUAGAGAGUGUCGUAUUGGCUGGAACGGAACAUCUAACUGGAUUAAAUGAAAAAGAACGUUCUUCUGAAGCGAAUGAUAAAAAGGGUACCGAUAUAAUAACUACAACAGGAGAGGUUUCUGAAACGGACAGCAAGGAGUGUGCUGCUGGAUCAGAUAUAGUCAAACAAGGCCUCGAACUGCACAAAGAAGAACAUGUGGGCGAAGUUCAGAACGUGACGCCAAUGACGCAGCCAAAGUUGGAAGUGUCGUCGUUGCUAGUGAACGGAACAGAAACAAACUCGCUUGCUAGCGACGAGUCAGGUUCUGCACAGAUGUUGAAGAAUAUAAUGAAAUCAAACGAGCAACACAGUGAUCUUGCACCCCCACUGACCGAUACCAAUGUAUUUUCUUUAAAUUCGAUGAAACCUGCACAGGGAGCAGAUGGUCAGAAGGUGGAUGGUGCAACGAAUCCUAGCGCUGCGUCUCAUUCUAUAAAUUCACCUAGAAGAGAACCAUUCAAACUUAAGAAAUUCGACUUUAGUUAUUCUGCGCCGCAGCAUAAACGUGUUUAUCGACUUUUGCCUGAAGAUAUUCAAUUUUGUGCACACAUGAUAGAAACGCACGGGGAAAAUUACGAGGCAAUGGCCAAGGACGUAAAAAACAUUUAUAGAGAUACGCCAAAAUCGAUCCAAAGGAAGAUUCGAGUGUUCAGGGACAGUCCUCAGUACAUUGAAUACCUGGAGUCUAAAAAAACCGGCUCUGUAAAGAUGGAUUAG